GCAGAAGAUAAAUUGGCAUUCGCGUAUUGAUGUUUGCGAUUGGUUGGGCGGUAAAGGCUGGGCUUGCGGCAGCAUUCGGCAGCAGCAAGGAGCGAACAACUAUGGACACUGAUACCGAUCAUCAACCUGCGCACGGCGGCGUACCUUGGGGUAUUGUGCUGGACAAUGUUUGGGCACGCCUGCGACCAGCUGAGCGGCAGGCGAUUGCGGAGACGUGCAAGGAAGCCUGCCUGAACAUACGCGAGCGGCUGCAGACGCAUGUUUCUUUACAUGUAUCCCGCACUCUUGCUGAUCAUCUCACUCGUCACGGCCAAGAACCUCUAAAGGCACGUUUCCCCUUCGCCAACCGCCUCACGCUACGCUACGACCCCGAAGUAAUGGACGAGGUGGAUGGCGAACCAGAUGUUGGCCCCGCCGGCCACCAUGCCGACCGCGGUCCGGCCGCCCUCGCCGUCCUCUCCGCUUUGGGUCGUCACGAGGGCAUCAAGGCCUGCCGACUGGACGGCUGGGACUACCUUCCCCACGCCUCCAUGCUGACGCUGCUGUCCAGCCUGCCCUCCCUGGACUCGCUGGAGCUCAGCGCCGCAUUCCGACUCGACCUGGAGCUGCUGGCGGUGCCCGGGGUGACACGGCUCACGCAGCUCAUGGUUGCUGCCGAGCAGAUCCUGAUGUCCCCCGGCGUGCUGCGACCCGCCGCCUUCCUGUCGCAGCUGCGGGACCUGCGCAUCAGCGGGCUCCAGGUCAACGACCAGGUUGCCGACAACGAGCUGUGCGGGGCGCUGGGGGCGCUGACGGGGCUCACUCAGCUGGACAUCAUGACGUACAGUGUCGCCACCCGCCCCUCCAUGGUCGCCCUCCGCGGCAUCCACUCCGAAACCCUGCGCGGCCACCCGCUCUCCCGCCUGCCCGCUGCACUCGCCUGCCUGACCGGGCUGCGGGUGCUGGCGGUGAGCGACGAGCACCUGGGUGUGCGGACGGCCAAUGCGGUGCUGGGGGCGCUGGGUGGGAGCUGCAGGGGGCUGGAGGAGCUGGUGAUGCCGGAGGCCAGGACCCGCGAGGAGGGCUGGCUGGCGCUGCAGCAGCUGACCAGCCUGACCCGGGUGCACCUCUACAGCAUCGAGCUGAAGGGACAGGUCCGCGCCCGCGCCCCCGGCUCCAUCUCCUGGUGGCGGCGUCUGCGCCUGGAGGACACCCGGCUUCCCGAGCUGGCGGGUCUGAUGCCGCUGCCGGGGCUGCAGUCCUUCAUCGGCACCAUCUACAUGCGGUUCGGGGAGGCACCGGUGCCGGCGAGGGAGUUCGCGGGGAUGGAGCGGGUGCUGGCCACACUGGGGGCGGCGGAGGAGGUCCGUCUGUGGUUGGAAUUGGACUGCGACAUCUGGCCGGGCGUCUCCCGCAUCCUGGGUCAGCUGCCGGGGCUGGCGGAGGUGGUGGUGCGGGCGCGGCACCCCCACCCGCUGUCGCCCCCCGACCUGCGGGGUCUGCUGGGGGCGGCCACGGGGCUGCAGUACCUGGAUAUCAACAACACGGCGCUGAGGGACGAGGAGCUGAGGCCGCUGGGGGAGCUGCCGAGGCUGGUCAAGGUGUGUUUGGGCCUUGUGGAGCGAUCCGACCAAGAGGGGCACACCCCGGCUGCCGUACAGUGGCUCGCCGUACUGCUGGCCUCCCGCCGCCGCCCCGCCCUCAUUGUGGCUCCCCACCUGCUCGACUCGGAGAUGCAGCCGCUAGAGGAAUGGCAGGCGGAGGAGCCGGUGACCCGUGGGUCAGUCAGCAUCGCGGAGGCGUUGCCUGAUUUGGAACUGCCGUUACCUGGCGACCCGGCGCUGUCGGCUGGGCCGUUCUUCCGUGCAGGAGGAGGAGGAGGGGGGCGUGGGGGCGGAGACGGGGGUGAGGGGGGAGGAGGUGGGGGUGGUGGCAGGUACCUGCCUAGCCAUAGCCAUGGCACGAUGUACGACAGCGGUGGCAGCGGUAGUGGUAGUGGGUCGUACAAUUUGGUGGAUCCAGAGGAUUCGCUGGUGAUCCUGAGCAACAGCGUGCGGGAAUUCUUCCGGAGAGUGGACCUUUGAUGGAAAGGAAAAGGGGGAGUGAUAUAUAUCCUGUAAGCAGUAAAAGGGGGUGGGGUGGAGAGAGCACUCGAGACAUCUCUUGGCCGUGGGUCAUAUCAACUGCUGCUGCUGCUCUUAUGGGUAGGUUUGAGCCUGACUUUGCCUUUUGGAGUUGGAUUGCCUUGCAUUCGUGAGGCCAGCUUCCAUGCGAUGUCAGAGCGGGGCGCAGCUGGGUUGUUCUGGUUGGUAGGUUCAUGUGGAUGGUUGAUCUCCGGUAGCCACAACAGCAACAACAGCAGCAGCAGCAGCAACAACAACAACAAUGGCAAGACGAGAGUGCUGCUGGUGCUGGCAGUGGUGCUGGUAUCGGUUAGUUGGUUGGUUGCUGGCAGGUGGCAGGUUGUUGGCCAUGGUCUUGUAAGGCACAGCCACAGCAGGGCAGAGGGUUGUUAGGAUGUGGUCUGGCGUCUCCAGGGUAGCAGGGAG
Astrephomene gubernaculifera is the source of this 2528-nucleotide messenger RNA. NCBI's taxonomy places the organism in Eukaryota, Viridiplantae, Chlorophyta, Chlorophyceae, Chlamydomonadales, Astrephomenaceae. The record is from the annotation of a GenBank genome assembly.